Molecule: messenger RNA, 3807 nt
Organism: Stegodyphus dumicola
Lineage: Eukaryota; Metazoa; Arthropoda; Arachnida; Araneae; Eresidae
Biological process (GO): cytoplasmic microtubule organization
Cellular component (GO): cell cortex; nucleus; microtubule plus-end
Molecular function (GO): microtubule plus-end binding
Source: RefSeq, a predicted model, not a curated record
GAAGAGCAGCGACGCUUUGCGGAUGAAAGCGAGCGAAGAGCUCAGAGACUUCGCCAGCUUCUGGAAGCGGCAGAAGCAGAAAGAAAAGAUCUGGCAACCAAACUGGAAGAAGAACGGAAAAAAGUAGAAGAGCUGGAAUUCAGGAUUGAAGAAGAAAGUAUCGGCAAAGAAGAUUUGGAAGCGGAGCGCGAGAAAGAACGACGGCGGAUCGAGGAACUUGAGAGGAGGCUGGAGCAAGAAAUUCGAAAGAAUGAGAUGAUUGCCGGUGGCGCCACACCCGAUACUGUACUAAAAGAAGAAAUUACAAGGCUAACUGAAGAAACAGAUUCUUUACGAGAUAAACUUAGACAAGCGGAACAGAAGAUCAAAGAAGUCCAAACUGCCAAACAAAAACCCUCCCCUACGUCAUCCGUUAGAGCGGACGAACUGACAAAAAAGGAAGAGGCCCUUCUCCAAGCACAAUUGAGUCUCGAUAACAAGAAACGGGAAGUGCAGAACUUACUAGACAGGAUAACAGAGUUGGAAAAAGAUCUAGAAAAAAGCAAGUCUCGUCAGUCGAGGCAAUUGGACACUAUCGAUGAACUCAAUGUGAAGUUACAGAAGUCAGAAUCCAGAUGUGCUAGCUUAGAAGAGGAAAUGCACACUGCCAAAGAACAAAUUCAAGAUCUGGAGCAUCGUCUUCGUAUCACGACAGAAUGCGUUAACAACCUGGAAUCUGAGAAACAACGUCUGGAGAAGCAGCUCCAAUCUCCCGAAUCAACGCCAGAAGAACAAGCCCUCAUCUCUCGGCUCCGGGAUCGGGAAAGAAUCCUCAUUCUGAUCAUAUUUGGAUGUUGUUCCAGAGAGGCUGCAGAGUGGCGAAGAGAAGCCGAAGCAGCCCGCUCUGAGGUAGAUCGUUUGCGCGAAGAGCGCGAGAGGAUGAGAAAAGAGCUGGAAGACAAGAUUCGACGACUCAAAGAAGAUCAUCUCCAAGAUUCAAGAAUGGAGAAAAAGAAAGCAGCGGAGGCAGAGGAAACGAGCCAAUCGAAAAUCAAGGAAUUGGAAAGAGCCUUGACACAAGUCCGGACCGAGCUGGAAUCGGCACGGGCCGAGGCCGAUGUCCGUCUGUCCAGACAGGAAGCUCGCCUUCAGGAGGCUGAACUCAAAACAGAAAGCCUGGAUCGGCUACGGGAGCAGAUGAGUCGAGUCCAAGCCGAGAAGGAUCUCUUGCGCGUUGAGAAGGAAGAGACACUAAAGCGUCUUCAGCUAUCGGAAGAAGGCAGACUAAGAUGGGAAGCCGAAGCUGCCAGAGCCUCUGAUGAAGUGAACGCACUGAGGUCUCAGGUUCAGCAUCUAAGAACUGAAUUCACGACUCACAGAGAAGAUCUGGUCAAAAAACUUGCAGAGACGGAGUUCGAUGCGCAAAUGGUACAAGACUUGCACUCUCAAAUUGAAGACCAGCGACGCCUGGUGGAAGAGAUGCAAACUCGUCUGAAAUGGACAGAAGGAGAGAGAGAUCAACUACAAACAGAACUUACCACCCGCCAACAUGACCAAGUGCAGGUCGAAAAUGGACUGCGGCAGGAAGUGGAGACUUUGAAAAGAAGAUUGCUGGAAUACGAAGCAGAGAAACAGGCGAUGCAAAGAAGUUUCGAAGCUACGCAGUUACUGAAAGAAGAGAAACUUCAGCAUCAACAGGCUAAAGAUCUUGAAAAGAACGAAGUGGAGAAAUCGCAACUAGAACAAAAAAUCGUUGAUUUGCAAGUCGAACUGGCAGCUCUGAAGAAUGGCAGAACAGAACCAAAUCCCGACAUUGAACAGCUGAAGAUCGACAAAGAAGCGAUGGAACAACAGGUCAACUUCUUGAACAGCGUGAUUGUCGACAUGCAGCAUAAGAAUGACGAUCUUCGAUCUAGGUUGGACAUUUUAGAGACAGAAGUCAUCUUUGACGGACAUUUGCAGCUGGGUGUUCCGAAUCAUCGGUCAACCUCUCGUCUAUUCUGCGACAUAUGCGAUGUGUUCGAUGUCCAUGACACCGAAGAUUGUCCAAAGCAGCAGAAUUCCGUCCGAAGAACUCUUUCUUACUCUUCCCAAGAAAGCGAAUUUUGAGUCCAGAUUCUUGUUGUCAGCGAGUCAGAAGACAGCUACCACAUUUAUUUUUCUCAUAUAAAAUGUUUCAUAAAUCCAGAGUCAUAAAAAUUAAUCGCACGUUGUCAGGACACUGGGCAGGUCACCAGUGGACUGCUGUGUGACCCUCAUUAAACCUAGUCCGGGCACCAUUGGACUUCUACACCUGGAUUCAUUUUAAGCCAGAAGGUUUUGGUCCGAAGCCAUCGGGAAAGAAUCCUUCCUAUUGGUCCUGAGAUCGGUUCUUCUAUCUCGCAGCUAAUGUAGUAUAAUGAUGAAGCGGCAGUAUCGAUUGAAUCUACUUACUAAAAACAAAAUGGUUCGUUUUGAGCACAUUCCAGAAAGUAUUGUAUGACACUGGAUUUAUGAGACAUCAUCUAGUUGUUCGAUAGUUAAUCUGACUAUCUACAAUACCUGUUCUUGAUUCCUAAUACCAGGGGCCAAAAUAGCUGAUAUACUAUUUAGUUUAUGUGAAGCGAAUGAUUAACGUGCUAUACAGUUAUACAAGUAAGUUCCCUAUGCACAGUUUCAGUUAACCUCUGGUAACCGAGAUCCAAAAUUUUAUGAAAGAAUAUAGUUUUAUAAAUUACCAAUCGUUCUCAGAAGGAAACGGCUCAUGAAUGGUAAAAUACAACAGCCCAAAUGCACUUGAUCCUGCCUUCUUACGGCAGUCUUGACUAUUAGAAUCAAAAAGCAUGGAUAUUCUGUUUAGUAUUUCAUUUUUUAUGUUUUGCUAGAAAGCAUGGUUUUAUUGGUAUGUCAUCUCUUGGAACUCUGCACAGUACUGUACAGUGUACAAUAUUUAAUCGUUGCUUGAGAGUUAGGUUAAAACUUUAGAAUUCCUUACUUCCACUAUUAGGUAAAAAAAAAGUACAGCGUAAAUAUGCAGUACACUUUAUCAUUUCUUUAACACUGUUAAUGUCUUACUGUGCAUUAUUUAGCAAUUAAAUGCAACGCAUUUAUUAUGCAUUUUAUCUACACACUUCUUUACAUAAACUUUGGAUAUUAUCCAUGGCAAGUUUAGUAGCACAUUAUGCGGAUACUGGUGCAAGUCUGUAUUUAACUUGCGCGUUUACUUUCUUGGUCUUUCUUUCUCUCACGGAUUUAAAAAGAUUCGGAAGAGAAAGCUACAUCUCUCAUUAACUAGUACCUCGUUAAUAGCAGUAUCAUCCCCCAUAACUAGUUCCAGUGAUGGCGCAGUCGCGAAAGAAUCUUUUCUUUUAUUACUAAAUAAAUAUUCAACUAUUCACUUAGAAUUUAAAUUGUCAAACCAUGUUAUCAUUUGCCUCACAUAAAUAAAUCUGAAAUAAAUGAUUUCUUCUUUUAUUAUAAUCAGUCGUUGAUUUUGGAAUUUAUUCCGUCCUGUAUUUAUGCAGUUUCUAGAAUUUGCUUAUUUAUAGUAUUAUUUUACGUAUUUUUAUAACUUAGUAGACAUUAUAUGAAACUAGGAUGCAAGCGUUGGAUCAAAAAUUGCAUUAGAGCUCUAUAUGCUAUAUGUGUGUGUGUGUGUUUGUGUGUGUGUGCACGCGCGCAGAAAAUAAGCAAUAAAAUCGGUCUUGUUUUAUAACGAUUCCUCUUUCACUUUUAUUUUCUUUUCUUUGUAAUACAUUUUGUGACCAUUCCCUCCAGUAAGUUACAGUUUAUUUUUAUUAAAGUUUGUUGUAUCAAGAUUAAGAAAAUAAAAUAUCUUUUGAAACAGUU